CCUGGCCUCAAGCUAUCCUCCCACCUUGGCCUCCCAAAGCACUGGGAUUACAAAUGUGAGCCACUGUGUCCAACCACAAGAAUUAUUAAAAGGAAUUUUACUUAAGUAUCUACUUCCAGAUCUCUCCAUUUUUUUUUUAACUCUGCUAGUUACAAAAUAAAAGAAUUACCUCAUCAGCCUCUGUAGGGGAAGAUGAAUUGUGUGGAAUGGGUUUGAAAUGAAGGAUAGUUAGAUGUAGAAGGUAAAGCAAAAGGAAUCAGCUUUUUGUGUCUGUGACAGAGGAUCUGAUACUUGAUGGUCUGACCACAAGGUAUCUCUCAGAAAUUGCCAGUCCUUUUCACCCAGUGCACAGCCAGCUGCUUUGAGCAGAGAGAGCCAUGGUUGGAACUCCUGCUUCGUGACUUGGGGGAGGAGGCAGAGCUUGCCGCAGAAUGCAGCCACUGCCCACAACCCCUGCACACUCCUCUUCCCUUGCACUGGCUUCUUGCUGCCAGCAUCUGCAAGCCUUUGCCUGGAGGUGGAGCAAGAGGGUGCUGGGCCCAUUAGACAGGUGGCUAGUGCUGGAAGUUCAUGGUCUUCACCUAGUUUCAGGUAGAGGUUGCAGGAUAUACGGCCCAGCUUCCUGGCCCCAGGUGGAACAACCCUGAGACAUGUUCGCCAUUUCCCACAGGCCUCCCAGUGGGACUGACCCCUAGUUGUCUUCAGUGGCAAUCUGCUCAUUACCACUUCUUGUGUUGAUUUUUUUUUCCCUUCACUUUCUCAUUUUUCCAUUUCCUUGUUGGUCCCAAUUAACUAUUUGCACAUGAAUCUUUGCCUCAGGGUCUGCACCUGGGGGACCCCAAAGACACAGACACUUGAGCUCUUACUCUGCCUUUAUCCUAGACCUAGCAUUGGUCUCCAGAGGUCACUCAUGACUUAAUGGCCCAUCUUAGUGGCCUCUUUCCCCGUGUGUUCCUUGGUUGAUGUGUCUUUCUGUACUAAGUAGAGUUUUUGGGUGGCAAGGAGGCAGUUAGCACAGGGAACUAUGUAGCAAGGGACAUGGAGACUAAAUAGCAGCUGGCCCAUUUCUCUGGCUUCUCAUGGCCAAGCCUGGCACACACAGCUGCCCUCGUGCAGAUCCAGAACUAUGGCUCUUGUUCCCUCAGGACCCAUCCUCAAAGCUAGUGACUUGGUCUUUUCCUAUGACAAAGGAGCUCUCAGAAUGUGGCAGUCCCCCUUCUUAGGGGGAGAAUCUGACUGGGUCAGGGAGGCACCUCCAGUUUGCAGAGCCCCCAUUGGUCAGGUUCAGUGUCCAAAACACCUGAGGGGCAAGUGGCUUCUUGAAGUCCAGCCCAUAUGGCUACUUUUGACUUAGACAUUCAAGGCACAGGAACACAUGACACAGGCACAGGGUGUGACAACUGCAUGCAGAAAGAGCCACUCUCAUUCCUCAGAAGACGCUGUGGAGAUGAGUGGCUGAGCCAUGUGCCCCAAAAUUCAUGUCGAAGUCCUAACCCCCGGUGUCUUAAAAUGUGGCCAUAUUUAGAGGUAGAACCUUUAAAGAGUGAGCUAGGUGAGAGUGAUUCAUAAGGAGAGGCCCUACUUCAGUGUGACUGGCGUCCUUAGGAGAAGAAGAAAUUAGGGCGCAGACACACAGAGGGGACAGCGCGUGAGGACAUGGGGAGGAAAUGCCAGUUGCAAGCCAAGGAGAGAGGCCUCAGAAGAAACCAGCCCUCCCGAUACCUUGAUCCUAGACUUCCAGCCUCCAGAACUGUAAGAAAAUACAUUUCUGUUGUUUAAGCCACCUGGUCUUAGAGUUCUAUCUUGAAUUUCUCUCUGCUUUAGACUUUUCUGUUUUGUUUUUUAGCCUAAGUGUUAUUGAAAAGAGCAGAGAAGAUAGAGUGCAGGCCCCUAGAGACAGGAUGGAACGGAACAUGCAGUGUGAGUCUGCCUCCUGCUCAGCAUACGCUCUUGGUCCCCACUGGUCCAUCUCACUGCUGACUGGCAUCCUGCAGAACAGACAGAUUGCACAGGGGCAGCUCUUUCCUCCAAAGCUGCAAUGUGGUUCAUUAAGUCCUCAGAUUUGGGAACUCAUCCAGGCACUUGAGUUCAAACAUACAGUUCUGAUCUAAGACUUCACAGGUAAGAAUAUCCAAAAAGGUGAGCUUUCUCCCUGGAAACCAUGAUUUCCUCAGAAACAAGGAGAAAUGUUUCAGGUGCCCAGGUUGCAGUUCCAAGUAUGGAGGCUUCCAUGUUUCAUGGUCAGGGUCAUGGUGGAGCUGUUUCCGCUGCAGGUGGGAUGCCACCAUUUGCUCCUCCCUGAUGUCUCCUGGCACCUUUCAUUCUUCAGUCUCACCACUCUGAAGAAGCGUGCUUGCGAGCGCCGCGGGACGAUCCAGGACGUUCUAAGAUUGUGGACGAUCCUGUUCUUCCCAUCUGUGAGGGCCUGGAUCACAGUUCCUCAAGCUUUGCGAUACAAACGAAUCACCUGGGAUUUGGAUAAAAUGCAGAUUCACGUUCAGCAGCCCUGGCGUUCUGCAUUUCUCAUGAGCUCCAGGAAGACACUGGCGCUGCUGGGUGGUGAGGGAUUGGCAGGCAAUUCCAGGUGUUGCCUUAGAGAUGGCCUGCUAUUGCACUGCCAGUAGGUAGCUGCCACAGUGAUGGCCGCUCCAGAGCAAGGGGAGAACCUUUUGAAAAGGAUUCUUGAAUCAUCUGGGAAAUAAAUCAAGCCAUAUGAGUAAAAAGUAAUCAAAAAAUACAUUGAAUAUUGGAACCAGAGGAAAUCUUAGCAUCAUUUUGUAAUGACUCCCUGCACAAAUUUUCCAGAUGAGGAAACUGACAAAGCCAGGUGGCCUGUGGCUGAGGAGCAAGAUCUCCCUGCUGCACUCCCGUGCACUUCCACAGUGAUACCCUGCUGACAGACACAGGAAAUGUUGAACAUAGCUAUCUUUGAAAUUAAGACCCUGACUGCCCUAAACAUUUACAAAGUUCCAACCAUGAGAAAAAAGCCUGUACCAGAAAUCAGAAGAUGGCUUUUGUCCAUGUACAACCUUGGACGAGUUAAUUACUUAUCACUGCUCUCUGAGCCUUUUUCCCCACUGGUUACAAAAAAAAGAAAAGAAAAGAAAAGAAAAGGAUAUGCCUGCCCUUCCUAAUUCACAGGGCAUUGCAGGGAGGUAAGGUCGUUAAUAUGCUGAAUCACUUCAAAAGGGUGGAGCUGAACUCACAGUGGGAACCCUGUCACACACACAUUUCCAUGACAAGGAUAUUGGUGAGGUGAGGGAGGUGGGGAGAGGCAUGAGGAUGGGAGACAAAGGGGUGGGAUAGGGAAUGGGGGAAGGAGGAAGCCAGAGGGACAGGCCCAGGCUAGGCUCUGCAGUCAGAAGGUCAGCGAGGUAGAGAAUUAGCAGCACACUGUCCAUGGAUAUUUGUGGUGAUGGAAAUGUACUGUAUCCAUGCUCUCCAACAUGGCAGCCACUAGCCACAUGUGGCUAUCAAGCACUGGAAAUGUAGCUAGUGUGAUUGAGGAACUGAUCUUUAAUUUUUCUUUGUUAUUAAUUUCAGUUUAAAUAGCCACAUGUGGCCAGUGGCUUCUGUAGCAAAGAUCUAGAUCAUUUGUUUGAAGCAGUAAAAAGAGAAAUGUGAAUCCCCUCUUCUUACCUCCUAUAACAUGCUAAUUAACAUCACUGCAAUUAACCACCAUUCACAGCUCUUCAGCUGCUCUGUGGAACCUCAGUCCACUCUGAAAUGAACAGCCACAGUGGCAGGGGUUACAGAAUGGGCUGGGAGUGGCAAUGCAGAUUCAUCUCUUCACACACUCUUUAUGCCCUCAAUCAAAAAUGCCUCAGGCUGUGUAAAAUUCCAUAAAUAAUAAAGAGAUUUAAAAAAUA
This is a messenger RNA of Cercocebus atys (sooty mangabey), 3869 nucleotides long. RefSeq lists its product as uncharacterized. Lineage: Eukaryota; Metazoa; Chordata; Mammalia; Primates; Cercopithecidae. Bases 2187 to 2624 code for a protein of 145 amino acids. The transcript has 2 exons. The record is from RefSeq and is a predicted model, not a curated record.